AUGAGGUGCUUCGAAUUCAGCUCUUUCUGGUGUUGUGGGUCAAACUCAUCAAAGCACAGUAUUCCCAAGAAGACUAAAAUCACUACUAGUAACGAUGAUGAAGAAGAAGAAGCCAUUAACAGCCAAAACCAACCUCCACAGCACUCACACAUUAUUCAAGAACCAUCUUCAACUUCAUCUGGAGCUGCAGAAGAACAUAAUAAUAAUAGUUUAAACCCUAGAAGUAACUUACCUCAAAUAUUCACUUAUAAUGAACUUGUAGCUGCAACAAACAACUUUUCUGAUUUUGUUAAAGUUGGUGCAUUUGGAUACGUAUUCAAAGGAACCUUACCAAAUUCUAAUCAGGUUGUAAUAGUUAAAACGGUUGGAGAGACUGAGUAUAUAGUUGAAACUCACAUGCUUUCAAUUCUAAGGCAUCCAAAUCUCAUCACUCUCUUUGGUCACUAUUCUCAAUGGACUGCUCGAACCCAUCUUCUAGUUUAUGAAUUCAUGCCUUUAGACUCCUUAGAGGACCAUCUCUUUGACCAUUUUCCUCGAACAAGGAGGCCCUUAGAUUGGAACACCAGAAUGAAGAUAGCUUUAGGUGUAGCCAAAGGACUAGAGUUUCUCCAUCGUGGCAUAGGCCGCCGACCAGUGGUGCAUGGAGACCUAAAACCAUCAAACAUAUUAUUGGGUGAAGGGUUUCACCCAAAGCUCUCUCAUUUUGGGAUUGCAAGGUUUAUCCCUACUUGGCCUACUACUAGUGCUAACCCUAGUUCUACAAGGCAAAUGGACUCAAUUGGUUACUCGGCUCCAGAGUACAUUGCUACUGGAAAAUUGUCCAUUAAGGCUGACAUUUAUAGCUUUGGAGUGGUCUUGCUUCAGCUCAUCACUGGAAAUCAAGCCAUCGUCAAUAGGAGCCAUAAUGGUCACAUAAUAUGGCUCUGUCAGUGGGUACAAGCCAUGAUGGAAGACAAAGAUAAUCUGAGAUAUAUUGCUGAUCUAAGUCUGUUCGAUGAGUACCCAGAAGAUUGUUUGGAACAUGCAUUGGCAUUGGCUGGAAUGUGUGUGAAAAAUGAGGCUGAGGAAAGGCUUACCAUGAUCGAAGUGGUACACCAUUUGGAGAUUUUGGAGGCAAAUAAGUACCAUAGCCCAAAUAAUGAUACCAUGUAG
Molecule: messenger RNA, 1152 nt
Organism: Humulus lupulus (European hop)
Lineage: Eukaryota; Viridiplantae; Streptophyta; Magnoliopsida; Rosales; Cannabaceae
Product: serine/threonine-protein kinase PBS1-like
Exons: 5
Coding region: 1-1152 (383 amino acids)
Biological process (GO): protein phosphorylation
Molecular function (GO): protein kinase activity; ATP binding
Source: RefSeq, a predicted model, not a curated record